AUGCAUAUUCUCAACCUUCUCAAUCUAGCCGUUUUCGCCUCUUUGGCCGCCGCAUCACCCACCGCUGGCGCCGAAGCACUAAGCUCUCCGGAGCAAGCCGUCGGCGUUCCACUCGAGAAGCGCGCAUGCACUUACACCGGCUGUACCUGUCUUAAGGGUAUUAAGGCUGGCGUAUACUGUGGCAAUUGCUACAACCCGAAAGACCACAACUACUGGGCAGUUCAGACCAAGGGUUCUAGCAGUCGGUUUGCUACACACGCAUUUCAGUGCGCCUCGUCUGGCGAUUGCUGUGAUUAUGGGGUUGCGAGUGACUGUGGGAAGACCAGUGCGAGGUGUUACUACAAUGGAACACCAUGCAGUCCGACAGUUAAAAUUGACGAUCCCUUGAUCUCAUCCGCACGACCCUUCGACGCGUCCACAUCCCAAUUAACCCACGCAAACUUCCCCCGGAUCUCUUUAGCGGCGGGCCGCAGCUUGUCAAGGCGAGGCCCGAAAAAAGCGAUUAUUUUGGUACCGGCCUGGGCAAAGGCAAGAGCAGUAGCUUUACCCAUUCUGAGAAAAAAACAUCAGUCAGCAAAGCGAUGGUUACCACAGAAAAAUUACUUGAGGAUAUACAAACCCAGUACCUCCUCCUGUGAUGAACACGACACCAUUUUUAUGUAG
Messenger RNA from Paraphaeosphaeria sporulosa, 663 nucleotides. RefSeq lists its product as uncharacterized. Bases 1 to 663 code for a protein of 220 amino acids. The record is from RefSeq and is a predicted model, not a curated record. The transcript has 2 exons. Lineage: Eukaryota; Fungi; Ascomycota; Dothideomycetes; Pleosporales; Didymosphaeriaceae.